UCAUCAGUGUGCGUCCUCAGCUCAGACAGCGCUCUGUUCUCCGGGAUGUUUACCGUUUACCGUUUACCGUCUGGUUCGGAGCUCUGAGGCGUUUGUGUCGCUCACAGGGCGCUGCUGAGUCGCUCUUUGUUUGUUCCCUGAGUACAUCUUGACCUCGGCGCUGGUUUUUCUCCGUUCUCUGACAUGGAGUCGGGCGAGGCCAGCGAGGAGAAGACGAGCUCCGUGUCGGCGGCGCAGCGGAGGGCAGAGAUCCGGAGGAGGAAGCUGCUGAUGAACUCCGAGGACCGCAUGAACCGAAUCGUAGGCUUCGCUAAAACCGAGGCUGAAAAUAACGCAGGAGCGUCCCGGCGUCCCACAGAACCUCGCUUCCACCUCGAUCUGGACAGAACAGAGCCGUGGUCUUCGUCCUCCUCUUCCCCGAGACCGUCUCCCUUCCUGCCAGAGGCGUCGGGACUCGGCAGCCGCUCCCACAGCGCCACCCCAGAGAGGAGGGGGUCUCCACUGCCAGACUGCAGCGAGCCACCCGGAGGCUCUCUGGAGGACGAGCUGGGAGGCCUCCGGCAGAGGCCGAGAGGAGAGCGGGUGUCAGACGACAACAGCGGCUCCCCACGUCGAGGCCUCCAGAAGUACCUGUCCCGCUUUGACGAUGCCAUGAAGCUCCGCGGUCAGCUGGCCAACGAGAAGCCGGCUCAGGACGGAGGGUCCGACUCAGAGGAGUUUGAUCCCUUCAGGGUCUUCAGGCUCAUCGGCAGCAUCCUCCUCGCUGUGUUUGUCAGGGUUUUUGUCUGCAAGUAUCUGUCAAUAUUUGCUCCGUUUCUGACCCUUGAACUGGCCUACAUGGGACUGUCGAAAUACUUUCCAAAGGUAGAGAAGAAGACCAAGACCACUGUCCUAACCGCUGCCCUGCUGCUGUCUGGGAUCCCUGCUGAGGUCAUCAACCGCUCCAUGGACACCUACAGGAGGAUGGGCGACGUCUUCGCUGACCUCUGCGUUUACUUCUUCACCUUCAUCCUCUCACAUGAGAUCCUGCUGCUGUUUGGUUCAGAGACUCCCUGACGGACGACGAGGACCUCAGCGACCCCCCCACCUCCCUCCUCGAUGUCCCCCGCCUCCCUCUGUCUCCCAUAGCAACAAGGCAUGCUCAUUCUGCCUGUUUGUCGUCUGGAUCCCUGCUGCCUUACGAUCAGGGCUGGACACCACCCGGACGGAAGCUCUUCAGGAUUCCACUAAAGCUACAUGUGAACAGUGUUUGUUACAGGGAAACAGAAGGACAGUUUGUGUUUUGUAUGUGCAAAGAAUGUAUCGUCAUUUAUCGUGCUGAGGGAUAUUUAUUUGUCAACAACCACAGGUUCCGUUUAACUUAUGAAGGGGAAACACUGGAGUCCUCAAAGGCUGGGUUGAUGUUUCUGAACCUGACUCCUGAUGUUGAUGCAUAACAGCAGUUUAUAUGAGAUGAUCAAAUUGUGUCCAAUGCAGGGAACUGUUCCAGUCAUUAGAAAACUUCUGGAAAACACUAAAGUCAAAGAGUAAACUAACACCAGGCUGACAGGCAGAACUUCACAGCCUUUAUAGUCUCAUCGAAUUCAGUUUUUGGUGCUUUGCAGAAAAGUUUAAGCCUGCCUCAAAAGAAAACCACUGCCGCUGAAAUGAUAAGAACCGAUAAAAGCAAAUAGCAGCUUGAGUUUUUAAUCAGUUUUGUUCAUUGCUUAAACAAAAUAGACAUUUUUCUUUAUGAAUUGGUCAGAAAUGACAGGACAAACUCAUACAGAUUGAUCACAUUAAACGUCAUUGGUGGGAGCCUGGAAAAACCCUGAAAAAGGCAGUAAUGAUGUCUUCAGCUGCUGUUGGGUUGUUCUUUACAGAGCCAGUUUAUUCUGUUGGUUUCAAAUUGCUUUGGAUGAUUUAUUUAAAGUGAUGUUUUGUGAGUUCAGCAAACUGACUCAGCAAUAUCUCUAAAACUAUGAGGCAGACAAGUUAAGUCUAUAUCUGCAAAACCUCCUGAGUGCAUUGGACUAAAGUAACAGUGCACGUUGACAUCUAUGAAUUAAGCUUCUCAUUUGUCUGAAGAGAAAUGUACACAGUCUCAGCUUAGAUGGCAGAACUUUGUAGGAAGAAAACACAAUCUGCUGACGUUCUCAGCUGAUCACUUGAAUUGUCGCCCGGCUCUUAGUCACUCCAGAGAUGAGCUAACAGACAGCUAGACUGCUCUGAAUCUGCUGCAAAACCAUAUAAUGCUGACAAAAAGAUGAAACCUGCCGGAGGAGUUUAGCUGGUAAACCACAGAAAUGAACUGAAACGGAAGCAGACUGAGCAAAAACCUUUAGAUGAGACAUUUUUUAAGGCUCCUGGUUGCUAUUAAUGACAGAACUGACAGAAGCUGGUAGUUUCCUUUUUCCCUCAUACAGCAGAUCUCUUCUCCUGCUGACUGACUACAAUGUGAGGCCACACAGGGGUUGCUUUCAUUAUGCUGAAGUGUCUUUUCUUCAGCUUCUCCCUGCCACGAUGUCAGAGAGAGAGAUGCGAUGAUGAAGGCUGCAACUUCUGACAUCAGAUCAAACCAACCACCAUGAAAGUGCAGCGUUUUAAUGAUAAAAGACUUGAUGCACCUGUGUUUCCUCACUCUGAGCUCCUCCUCAUCUCCUUGAGGUGCAUUUAACUCAUUGAAAAAUGCUUUGUAAGUUGGAAUAUCUCUCAGUUCAUGCAAGAAAUUACCAUUUUACAUUAGGAAAAGCACCCCUGGAUGUUGCAAAUGUGUCACAAAGAGUAACUGUCAUGGAGGUUUCUUGUAAACUCUGUCACUGUUUUUUUUUAUUUUAACCCCAAAAACCUCAUCUCUGUAUCAAAGUGACACAUUUAGGAUUUUAUUUUUUUUACAUGAAAAUAAUCUCUUCCUGCCUUAAAGUGGCAGGGGAGCUUUUGAACAAUAUGUGUUUUGAGAUUCGUUUCAAGACUCAGAAAUUUGCUUUAUGGCGAGAUUCUGUGAAUAAUCUCAGAAAUCUUGCUUUUUUUGUGUUAAAUUAUGGCACCCCUCCCCAGCUAGAAAGUGUUUCCUCGCUCUAAGCUCCUCCUCAUCUCCUUGAGGUGCAUUUAACCAAUUGCAAAAUUCUUUAUAAGUUCGAAUAACUUUUGGUUUAUGCAGGAAAUUAUCAUUUUAUGUUCUGAAAAUAAUCCCUUCCUGCCUUAAAGUGGCAGAACAAUCUAUAGAGCCUCCUCCAUCAUUCGCUGCAGCCCGAGCACACCUGCUCACCUGCUCUACACUACACUGUGACAAACACUGGAGUACUUCAGCCUGACAUGUUUGAAACCUGAUUCUGAACAGGAAUAAUGAUACAGAAGCUUCACUAUACAAGCUGACAGGAUCGGUUCCUCAGAUUUCUUGCAUACGAAACCCGCAGUUUCAGGGUGAAAAUACUCCUCUACAGUGUUGACUGCUUGUUUCAGUCAUGAUGCAUCUAAGAAAACAUCUAGACAAGGUAGAAAACUAGAUUUCUGCAGGAGGAAGUGUGACUGCGUAAAGCUUCAGGAGCUUUUGAGCAAUAUCUGUUUUGAGAUUCAUUUCAAGACUCAGAAAUUUGCUUUCUGACUAGAUUGUGUGAAUAAUCUCAGAAAUCUUCAAUUUUUUUUGAAGUUAUGGCACCCCUCUCUAGCUAGAAAAUACUUUGAAUGCAGUCAGCCAUCAGUUCAACACACUAAUGAUCUAAUUGUAGGAGAAACAGUCCUGUGAGUCUUUUAGUCCAUCAUACAGUCCGGACUACUUUCUAAUGACAUUAACAGCUUUGAUUACAAGGCUUAGAGCUUAAUGGUCAAAACUACACUGAGUGAAUCAAAUAAAUGAGGACAAAUGACACUUUUUCCGACUCAGAAAUGAGCCUCUCCAGCUCUCAGUUAGUUGGAGAUUCAAAUCUGAACAUUUUAAGCAACAUUUUUGGAGCUUCCUCCCUCAGCUGUGUUUGUUUGGACAGAGCCACAGCAGUCCGGUGCGUCUUCAGAACUUGACCUCUCCGUUAACCGAUAGAUUUUAAUUGUAUCAGUGUUAUCAGAUUUCCUCGCUUCAGCUCAUAUUUCAGUGUUCAGAAAGGGUCCACCUGCAUUAUGAACAAGUUUCCUCCUUUGUUUUAACUCAAAUUAAAGAAGCAUUUAGUCCUUGAAUGUGGAGUUUAUCGUUUUGCACGGCUGUGAGCUUAAAGUUGCAGUAAGCUUUGAUGAGAAUGUUGUGGGUUUUACUGGAAAGUACUGUUUAAAAUGAGCCACUUCUGCUUGUUUGUGUCAAGUAAAUCUGGUGACUUGUCCUGCUCUACCUGCAUUAUAGGCGGUAAACUCUCUGCUCAUGUGCUUUUGCGCCCUUGCUUCAUGUUUUUUUUUUUUUUUUUUUUUUAUCCAGAUUAAUUUAUUAAUGUGAAUAUUUUUCUUGUAAAUGAAUUUGGUGUGAUUUCUCCUGCGACUUUUUCUGACCUACUUGAUUGUUUUUGAUAAAUUUACAGAAAAAACAGUUUUUAAUGGCUCUUAUGUAUUUGAACUUCAGUAACUGAAUCAGUGUUGAUGUGAUGUAAACAGUCUCUGCUUCCAAACGUACACAGGAACAAAUAACCGGACAGUUCAUACCAAAUAAAUACUACUUGUGUGACUUA
Messenger RNA from Amphiprion ocellaris (clown anemonefish), 4628 nucleotides. RefSeq names its product calcium modulating ligand (gene camlg). Bases 184 to 1056 code for a protein of 290 amino acids. The record is from RefSeq and is a predicted model, not a curated record. Gene Ontology annotation, biological process: tail-anchored membrane protein insertion into ER membrane. The transcript is spliced from 4 exons. NCBI's taxonomy places the organism in Eukaryota, Metazoa, Chordata, Actinopteri, Pomacentridae. Gene Ontology annotation, cellular component: GET complex.